AUGGUGAUUGACGCCAAGCUGCCACACACUCUGUGGGAGUAUGCUGCCCGUCAUGCCGUGUAUGUCCACAGCCAAGUGGCGGUUACUCGUCUACCCGCAGUGUCCAUCGGUUUCCAAGAAGACCGCACAGGAACUCAUGCCUACACGCAAGAGCCAACUGCAAAGGUCUGGCAUAUCCGUGACUUCGAGUUCAUUGCCCCUGUCGACAGCAGUAGCAAGGUGAUCGUUAGAGAGCUGAAAGCGCUCGAGGAAACCAACACUGGGGCGCUGAUCGAGCUCCCUCCAGGUGAAACAACACUAGGCUACAUCCUCCAGUAUCGACUGAAGCAUGACGCCAACAUGGAGCUGACCUACAAGGCCCGCGUGCGCGCCAGAGACGAUCGAAAGGACUUUGUGUUCGGUGAAGUGGAAGUAUACGCCCCCGUCGCGAAGCUGGCUUCAUGUUCGCGAUCGUCGUAA
Phytophthora sojae is the source of this 459-nucleotide messenger RNA. RefSeq lists its product as hypothetical. NCBI's taxonomy places the organism in Eukaryota, Oomycota, Peronosporomycetes, Peronosporales, Peronosporaceae. Bases 1 to 459 code for a protein of 152 amino acids. The record is from RefSeq and is a predicted model, not a curated record. The transcript has 3 exons.